Molecule: messenger RNA, 2191 nt
Organism: Paramecium tetraurelia
Lineage: Eukaryota; Ciliophora; Oligohymenophorea; Peniculida; Parameciidae
Exons: 11
Biological process (GO): proton transmembrane transport
Cellular component (GO): membrane
Molecular function (GO): inorganic diphosphate phosphatase activity; diphosphate hydrolysis-driven proton transmembrane transporter activity
Source: RefSeq, a predicted model, not a curated record
AUGGAAUUUGUGACUGCUCUUGUCUUCAUAUUCAUAGCAUGUGCUUGUGGAAUAGCCUGGGCCAUCUUUAAUUGGUUGGCAGUCCACAAAAUUGAAAUCCAUCACAAGCAUGAAGGAUUGAACGAGAAGCUCUAAGGAGAUUAAUAGGAGAAGAUAGAAACUCUCUUAGAAAUUGGAGAGCAUAUCACAGAUGGAGCCAAAGCCUUUCUAAAAGAAGAGUACACAGAUUGCAGUGUGUUUAUCGCCAUUAUGGCAGUAGCAUUAAUAUUUGUGUCUCCCUGGUCAACCUUGGCAUUUGUAUUAGGUGCUGCAACUUCAAUGCUCUGUGGAUAUUUAGGAAUGUCAAUUGCCACUGCUGCAAAUUACAGAACUGCAUUUUGUGCAAUCACAUCACUAUCAGAUGCCUUUCAAAUGGCCUACAGAGGAGGUUGUGUUAUGGGAUUCCUUUUGGUUUCCAUUUCCUUGUCGAUUCUAUCAUUAAUUAUAAUCAUCUACAAUAGUGUUUUGGUGAAGGAUAACAAUCAAGAAGAUCUGAUAAGCAUGUUCGAUUACGUGGCUGCUUAUGGUUUAGGUGGUUCUACCUUCGCUUUAUUCGGUAGAGUGGGAGGUGGUAUUUAUACAAAGGCUGCUGAUGUUGGAGCUGAUUUGGUCGGUAAAGUCGAAAAAAACCUCCCUGAAGACAGUCCUAAGAAUCCGGCUACUAUUGCAGAUAACGUAGGUGACAAUGUUGGAGACAUUGCAGGAAUGGGAGCUGAUCUAUUUGGGUCAUUUGCAGAAUCAACUUGUGCUGCUUUAGUAGUCUCAUCUACUCAAUUAAGGGUUAUUACUGAAUAAGGUCCCAUUAUUCACAUUGGUUAAUUGAUGUACCCAUUAGUGGUAUCUGCAUUCGGCAUUAUUAUUUGUAUUGCUGUCUCUGGAUAUGCGGUAUUUAUAUAGAAAGUUACACACAUAAAUAAAAUUGAAUCAUCUCUUAAAUUACAGUUAUUGUUAUCAACCGUGGCGUUCUUAUUGGUGUUUACCUUCAGAUUUUAAAUCGGAUCUCUUAAACCAUGGCAUGCGUUAGUCUGUUCAUUAAUGGGAUUAUGGUCUGGAUUACUCAUUGGAUAUUUCACUGAAUACAUGACAUCGCAUUCAUAUACUCCAGUUAGAGAAGUAGCCAAGGCUUGCGGCACAGGAGCAGCAACAAAUAUCAUAUAUGGAUUGGCUUUGGGAUACUUAUCUACAAUUGUUCCUAUUGUUGCAAUAGCCUUAACAGCCUUAUUGUCAAUGAAAUUGUUGUCCUUUUAUGGAGUUGCUUUGGCUGCUCUAGGUAUGUUGUCCAAUCUCACAAUUGGUUUGGCAAUUGAUGCCUAUGGACCCAUUUCAGAUAAUGCUGGAGGUAUUGCUGAAAUGAGUGAAUUGGGAGAGGAAGUCAGAACAUCAACAGAUGCUUUGGAUGCAGCUGGAAACACUACUGCAGCCAUAGGCAAAGGAUUCGCUAUUGGAUCUGCAGCCCUUGUUUCUCUAUCCCUUUAUGGAGGUUACUUAACUAGAAUUUAAACGUACAACAAGAACGGAAUUGACGAUCCAAUCAUAUUUGCAAUGUUAUUGAUUGGAGCAAUGUUGCCAUAUGCCUUUUCUGCCUUCACCAUGAAAUCAGUUGGCAAAGCUGCUCUUUAAAUGGUUGAGGAAGUUCGAAGAUAAUUGCAUGAGCAUCCUGGUAUCUAUGCAGGAACAGAGGAACCAGAUUUCAGAGCAUGCAUUGCAAUAUCAACAAAGGCCUCGUUAAAGGAAAUGAUACCCCCUGGAUUGCUGGUGAUUGUGACUCCCACUGCUGUUGGAUUGUUAUUUGGACCACAAGCUGUUGCUGGUCUUUUACCAGGAGCUCUGAUUAGUGGUGUGUAGAUGGCUAUAUCUGCUUCGAACACAGGGGGAGCUUGGGAUAAUGCUAAAAAGUACAUUGAGGCUGGGUUCUAUAAAAACGAUUUAGGAGAAGUCAAGAAGAAAGGAUCUGACGAACACAAGGCUGCAGUUAUCGGUGAUACUGUUGGCGAUCCUUUGAAAGACACAUCAGGGCCUUCUUUAAAUAUUCUUAUUAAACUUAUGGCUAUCUUGUCAUUGGUUUUGGCUGAAACAUUUUGUAAGACUGGCUGGUUAUAUAAAGAUUGAUGUUAUUAAAUUGUAGCUUUUUCAAUUGGAUUUCAUAAUAAAA